Molecule: messenger RNA, 981 nt
Organism: Papaver somniferum (opium poppy)
Lineage: Eukaryota; Viridiplantae; Streptophyta; Magnoliopsida; Ranunculales; Papaveraceae
Product: eukaryotic translation initiation factor 3 subunit G-2-like
Exons: 2
Coding region: 97-696 (199 amino acids)
Molecular function (GO): RNA binding
Source: RefSeq, a predicted model, not a curated record
GGACAACGCAUCCCUAGUAGUUGAUAAAUCUUCUCUUCUUUUCUAUUGUGCCUAGCUCCUCAUCUGCAGUUUUCAUCAAGAAAAAACCCUCAAAAGAUGGAUCAUGGAAGCGAAGGUUUUGCUGCUGAAGUUACGGAUCUUGGCGAGGAAACCAAAAACCUCGAAGGACAUACCUGCGGCAAUUGUGGGAAGAUUGGUGAUCACUGGACAACAGAUUGUCGUUCUGGAAUAUAUGGUAGGCAACGCAAGUAUGACCAAAACACUAUCCGUUUCAGAAACCUCUCAGAAGAUACGAACAGGGAUCACUUGAAAUGGCUGUGCAGUACUUACGGGCCUGUUGCUCGUGUUGCUGGUCCUGAAAUUGAGGGCAUGAAAGAUCAGGGUUUGGUGGCCUUUGAGAACAAGAAAGAUGCACAAAUGGCGAUUGAGAAGCUCAAUGGUUCCACUUAUAAGGGUCACGUUAUCACAGUUGAGUGGGCUUUGAAAGAGAAGGUACCAGACCUCAAGGAAAAUAGGUGCAGGCGUUGUGGGAAGAUUGAUGAUCACUCGGAAAAAUAUUGUCCUUGGGUAGUUUAUAAUCCGAUAGGUAAGUAUGUCGAUAACACUAUCCGUGUUAGAAACUUCGCCGGAGAGACUGACAGGUCAGACAUAGCGUCACUAUGCGGUACUUUUGGGCCAAUUGCUUGUGCUUUUUAGCCUGGAUUGUAUUAUGCGGGCAUGGGACAUCUAGGUUCGGCGAUAGCCUUUGAGAACAAGGAAGAUGCACAAAAGGCAAUUGAGAAGCUCAAUGGUUCCCUUUUUAAGGGUCGUCUUCUUACAGUCGAGUGGGCUAGGAGAAGGAACUAGAAUUCCCUUUGAAAUCUUGAAAUUAUCUUUGUUUGUUAUUUCUCGUAUGUACGUAGCAACCGGUAUCACUUGUCUACGGAUGCAUGUAUAAACCAACUGCUAGGAAAAACAACCUAAAUUAUUGAAAUCUUAAAA